Messenger RNA from Lates calcarifer (barramundi perch), 5829 nucleotides. It is a transcript of the gene apaf1, whose product is annotated as apoptotic peptidase activating factor 1. Gene Ontology annotation, biological process: apoptotic signaling pathway; regulation of apoptotic process. Gene Ontology annotation, molecular function: protein binding; ADP binding. The record is from RefSeq and is a predicted model, not a curated record. Gene Ontology annotation, cellular component: apoptosome. Lineage: Eukaryota; Metazoa; Chordata; Actinopteri; Centropomidae.
UUUUGUUGUGAAUCAGGAAGACUCCUUCUUUCAAAAUUGGGCGUGUAGUAUAACGUUGACAGGACCACAAAUUGCCUUUUUACACCUUGGAUACUUUCAAACGUGACUUCACCUUACAGCCAUAUACAGUUCAACAUACACCUUAAUCGUUAAAGGAAAGAAGUUGCUCGGCAACAGCAUCCUGCAUGGUUGGUGUGCUGUGCAGAGAUGACAAUGGAGGAAGGGGCACGGAGCUGUCUGCUGCGCUUUCGCCACAGACUGGAACAAGACAUCAAGCCCUCAUACCUGAUGGAUCACAUGAUCAGUGAUGGUGUGAUAAAUGUGGAUGAGGAGGAGAGGAUCAGGACUCAGCCAACGAGGAAGGAUCAGGCUGUGGCUCUGCUGGAACUGCUGCUCAGGAAAGACAACCGUGCCUACAUCUCCUUUUACAACGCCCUGGUUAAGGAGACAUAUGAUGAUUUGGCCAACCUGCUUUAUGACGACCUGCCGCAGAUUUCAGCAAACGCCCAUAAGAGUUCCUCUGAUGGCUGGACACCUCAUGUCCAGAUGGUGCUCAGUGAGGGUGGUGUACCACAGAGGCCUGUGGUGUUUGUCAGCCGACCAGAGCUUUUGAACCGGGUCAGAGAGAGACUCUACCGGUUGCAGAAGGAGCCUGGCUGGGUCACCGUCUUCGGGAUGGCUGGUUCAGGCAAAUCUGUCCUGGCUGCAGAGGCUGUCAGGCACCAGGGAAUCAUCGAAGAGUGCUUUCCUGGAGGCGUUCACUGGUUGUCCAUCGGCCAGCUGGACAAACCAGACCUGCUGGUGAAGAUCCAGUCACUGUGCUUCCGUCUGGAACAGAGCCUGGAUUCCCAGUCACUCCACCGGCCCCCCAACUCUCUAGAUGAAGCCAAGGAGCGAUUGCGCUUCCUCAUGCUGCGCAGAUAUCCGAGAUCUCUGCUGAUUCUAGAUGACAUCUGGGACAGUACAGUGCUGAAGGUGUUUGAUAUCCAGUGUCGGAUACUUCUGACCACCAGAAAUAGAAGCCUUACUGAUUCAGUUAGUGGUGCUAAAUAUGAGGUGGAAGUGGCCAGUGGUCUGGAUGAAAACAAAGGGCUGGAGAUCCUCGCUCUGUACACUAAAACUAAUCCCCAAGGACUACCCGAGGAGGCUCGCAGCAUUGUCAGAGAAUGUAAAGGCUCCCCUCUGGUGGUGUCCUUGAUCGGGGCUCUGCUCAAAGAGAAACCCAACCGCUGGCGUUACUACCUCUGCCAGCUGCAGCAGAAGCAGUUCAAGCGUAUACGGAAGUCAUCGUCUUAUGACUAUGACGCCCUGGACCAGGCCAUGGCUGCGAGCAUUGAAGUCCUGCCUGAUGAACAUCAAGAGCUCUAUAAGGACCUCACUGUGCUGGAGAAGGACAUUAAAAUCCCCGCUAAGGUGCUGUCUAUUCUGUGGGAUCUGGAGCCGGAGGAGGUGGAGGACAUCCUCGAGGAGUUUGUCAACAAAUCUCUGCUUUUUGUGGACAGUCAUAAUAAACCAUACCUGUAUUACCUCCAUGACCUCCAGCUGGACUUCUUGGUGGAGCAGAACCGCACCCAGCUUGAGGUGGACCUCCACACGAAAGUGGUGCGUCAGUAUCAGCAGCACUACAGAGAUGAUCCUCCCACCUCGGGAGAUGAAGAAUGUCUUUACUGGAUCAGAUUUUUGACCUACCACAUGGCCAGAGCCAACCUUUCCCAGGAACUGUACUCCCUCAUGUUUUCUCUGGAUUGGGUCAGCAUCAAGGCCCAGAUAAUGGGUCCAGCCCACCUCAUCAAUGACUAUGUGGAGUAUGGACCAAUUCUGGAUAAAGAGAACAGUGAAGUGCGCAGUCAGUUCCAGGAGUUUCUGUCUCUGAACGGCCACCAGCUGGAGCAGCGUCCUUUCCCUGACGUGGUGCAGCUUGCUCUGUCUCAGCCACCCACCUCCGAGGUGUACAGACAAGCUCUGCUGCAGGCGCAAGACCGGGCCAGUAAAGGGAAACUCUACGUCGACUGGCUGAAUAAGAGCAGUGUAGAGAGUCUGUCCCGCCUGGUGAUCCACCCCCACCAGGGCUCCAUCUACUCUGCCUGCUUCUCCCAAGAUGGAGCCAAGAUCGCUACUUGUGGAGCCAGCAAGACGCUCAAGGUGUUUAAAAGCACAUCAGGUGAGAAGCUCACCGAGAUCCAGGCCCAUGACGAUGAGGUGCUCUGCUGUGCCUUCUCCCCUGACGACCGUCUCUUAGCAACCUGCUCUAGCGACAGGAAAGUAAAGGUGUGGAAUGUGGAGCGAGCCAUGCUGCUGAGGGUCUUUGCAGAGGAGCAUGAAGAGCAGGUCAACCACUGUCAGUUUACAAACACCAGACGACAACUCCUACUGGCCACCUGCUCCAACGACAAGUUCUUGAACGUCAAGGUGUGGAACCUCAACAGGCCAUCCUCUCAGAACACCAUGUUUGGCCACUUUGAGCCAGUCAACCACUGUUGUUUCUCCCCUGACGACACCUAUGUGUCCACUUCUUCCAACGAUGGCACUGUUAAGCUAUUUCAGGUGUCAUCUGCCAAUGAGUGGAAGACGAUCAACGUGAGCAGCAUGUUUACUGAGAGUGAUGAAGAGGUCCUUGUCAAGUGUAGCACCUGGACUGCUGACGGCAAACGCAUCAUAUGUGCUGCCAGGAACGCUGUUUUGGUGUUUGAUGUGGAGACGUCGGACAUGUUGCUGGAGAUCAGAACCAGUCGUCUGAGCAUGGUGCAAUACUGUCACGCCUGUCCUACCAGUAACCUGCUGGCCAUCGCCUUUUCAAACUAUGCUGUCGAGCUGUGGGACCUGGAGGCCAAUAAAAAGAUGGCUGACUGCAGUGGACACCUGAGUUGGGUUCAGCGCGUUCAGUUCUCUCCUGACGGCUCACAGCUUCUCUCCUGCUCUGACGACCAGACUGUCAGGUUAUGGGAGACUACGAAGGUUCAUACCUCCUCUGCCAUUGCCUUGAAGAGAGACUCUGAUGUUCUCUUCAAUGAUGAAGAAAUCAUUGUAUCGGCUGCAGACAACUGCAACAGACUGCAGGUGCGUGAUGGCAUGACGGGAUCAGUGCUGUUUCAGUCAGAAGAGAUGUCGUCCAGGAUCCGAUGUACCUGUAUGUGCAGGCAGCCCUCUGUGGUGGCUCUGGGCCAAGAGAAUGGAACUGUGCAGGCAGCAGACAGACUGACAGCUAGUCAGGUACUGAGGGCGGUUGGCUGCAGGAUCCGACGACUGUUUACCUCCUACAGGGGUUUGGUGCUGGCUGUAGGGCUAAGUACAGGCAGUGUCCAGGUGUUGGAGGUGCCCUCUGGGAAGCUUCUGGCCACUCUGCUAGGACAUACCAAGACGGUGCUGCACUGCCAGUUCAGCCAGAACGGCCAAACCCUCAUCACAUCCUCCGAGGACACCACUAUUAGGGUGUGGAGCUGGCAGUCUGGGGAGGGUAGAGUACUGAAGGGUCACAAGGAACAGGUCAGGUGCUUCUCUCUGCUCUCCCACUCACCAGCAAGACUGCUGUCCUGGUCCUUCGAUGGUACUGUCAAGGUGUGGGACGUAGAAAGUGGAGAGAAGCUACAGGACAUCGAGGCACAUCGGGGAGCCAUCCUUUCCUGUCAUGUCUCACCAGACGGAUGCUUCUUCGCCACCACCUCUGCUGACAAGACUGCUAAGUUGUGGCACUGUGAGUCCUGGCAGUGUGUCCACACACUGAGCGGCCACCAAGACUGUGUCCGAAGCUGCCGAUUCUCCUGGGACAGCCGACGCCUCGCAACCGGAGAUGACAACGGAGAGAUCCGGCUCUGGAGUGUCAAGGAAGGUGCUCUACUGAAGAUUUGUUCGCGGGACGGUAAAGAUGGCAUGGACUCACUCCACGGAGGCUGGGUGACUGACCUGCACUUCUCCUCAGACAACUCUCUUCUGGUCUCAACUGGCGGUUAUAUCAAGUGGUGGGAUGUAGAGAAAGGCAAGGCCCUGCAGACCUUCUAUCCAACGGGGAGCGCUUUGAAGAAAAUCCACGUGUCGUGCGACUUCUCCACCUUUGUCACCAUCGACAACAUUGGCAUCCUCUACAUCCUCCAGAGGGUGGUGUGAUGACAACGCUGCCCAGAGUGCUCCAGAAGACCAAAAAAAAAGACACAAACAACACCACUAUCCAAACACUACACUUUGAGUGGUACAAACUGUUUAUCAAAGAAAUGUUUGGUUGCAUUAAAGACACUUACAGAAAAGGUUAAACUGUAAGAUGUGGUAUCCCAGAAUCACAUACAUACACACACUUCUCAGAUGUUUACUUUUCUUGCACACUCUACACAUAGGCUGACUAGUCUGCAGCAUUACAGUAGAGCAUUACAGACAUACACUUAGACCAUUAACUUGACUUUAACCCGUUUCCACCAGCUUUAAAUGAGAUCUGUACUAGUGAGAGUCAACUGUUGGGAGUAUAGAUGCACUGUGAAAGCUCUAAAGAUUCAUGCUCCAGUCUCUCAGUGAGACAGCAGAUGCAAAUGUGUGGUUUUUUGUACAUAAAGCGGAGCUGAAUCUUCUAUAAAAAGAAGAAAAAGUGCAUUAAAAAGCAACAUGUUUACUUGCUGAUUCUAUUCCAGCAAUCCUAUCGAUCAGGUCUUCUCAAGUAGAUCUUUGAAUCAUUCAUCACUAAUAAAGAGGUAAAUAUCAACAGGCUUAAGACAUAUGAUCCUUGCAUCAGUGAAACGGCUGAGCAUUAUUGCAUGUGAUGUGAGAGGUUUUCCACUCCGCUGUCUGUAGUCAAUAUAAGCUAUCGUGCAUGUCCGCUGAUCCAUUAGAAGUCAUGAAGUGCAUCUGACUUGUCUGUGCUGUGAUGUUUUUUCUAACUUUAAUUUUUUAGAUUUUGCAUUUGAGGGUAAAAUCUUCUGCCUCCAGUCCGAACCAUUGUUGGUGCAAACAAUUUUGAGCCUUUUAUUUACACUGCAGCCUUGGUCUGAGUGGGAAUACUGUAGGUACUGCAGGAUGUGUGUGUUUUCUGUAAAUGGGUUACGCCAGCACAGAUACAACUUCUUAUACUUUGAUAAUUAAAAAUUAAUACUAUGAUUAAGUUUUAAUGAGUACACAUUUAAAGUGAAAUCUUAAGGUCUUUUGAAAGCCUGCGAGUCUAUUUGUACAUCCGAACUAUUUGUACUUUUGAACUUAGAUUAAAGGUAAAUGAUUUCUGUAAAAUAAAUAAAUAAAUAAAUAAUUAAAAAUCGCACCAUUUGAUUUAUAAUUUAUAAUCAAAUUUCUACUUGCUAAACUUAAAAGGCACUUUUCGUGCUUUACUAAUUGUUUAAUUUUUUGUAACAGGUCUUUUAAACUCUAUACAUCACUUUUUACACAUUUUUAUCUGCACUUUGUCUGACUACUGAGCCUUUUCCUGUUCUGAGCACUUUGAAGCAGCAGUUACAAUCAUUCAUCGUUCAUUUGUUCAGACAAUUAAAGAUGGAUUCUUGCUUUGAUUUGACAACACAGAUGAGUGUUUCUGUAAUCUAUCACACCUGUUCAUUGCAGUGGUAAUAACACAGUCUCCGGCUCCAGCAGGAGUAAUAAACACACAAGGACAAUGAAUGGACAAAGUGAGGAUCCACUUCACUCUCUCUGAACAAUGCUGUUGUCAUUGUCACGUCGUGCUCUUCCUGAUUGGUGCUUUUAAAGUGACAUAAAUUCAAUCUGCAGAUUUCCUUCCUGUGUAGGUCUCUGUCAGAUGUAGUUGUUGAAAUAAUGAUGUCUGCUCAGGAUGUAUUGACACUGUUACAUAGUGUGGUGCAAUGUGAGUGUAAUUUAUAUCAGAUUAAAUGAUAUAAACUAUGA